CAUCGAUCACAAGUGGCAAGUGGCACACUGCCUUCCGCACAAUUUGAUACACACACAAUUCAAUAUCAGACUUUUGCUUCUCCACGCGAGAUAUCUCCCUCCCAACCCUGGUCAUCUCGGUUGAUCCGCCCCAUGUCCGGCAGCCAGACAACUGCACCAUCACCUCCCCUGCUCGGGCCCUGUCCCUUAUUGGGCAAAGUCCACUGAUAAGUGAAUGAACCUUGCACGCCUCGAAUUCUUGGAUCGUUGUUGUCGAACCGUGGCAUCUCAUCGCCUGUCGUCUGUCGUCUUGUCCUGGACGCUAUAAGAUCAACAGCCCUCCCCCCACCAUGUCUCCCUGGUUGAUCAGUUUAGUUGCCUUUGUCCCUGUCCUUCUUAUUGCCUUGUCCUUCCUUCGUUCCACCGUCCUGUCCAAGUAUCUCGACGACAGGCACGAAAAGAGGACUUGACUGCACAAUGGCCUCCCAGAACGACGACCUCGCACCCAAGAGUGCUCCCUCUCAGGAAGUCGUCACUGGCAAUGAGCCAUCUCAGCCUUCCCACCCGGUCGACGGCCACGGUGAGGUUGGCGAACGCAGAUUCAAGCACCAUGAUCUGCCCGACCACGGCCAUAACCCUUCCACCCAGAAGAAUGUCGACGAGAACCCAGAUCUGGCCCUGCACUAUUCUCACGAGCAUCAACACAUGCAUCUCCACCACGGCCGCACUUCCCUAGUCGGUCGCCCAGAUGAGGUGGUCUUUUCCGACCACACCACUGUCGACAAGUCCAACAUCCCAGAGGAGAGCAACCAGAACUAUGUCAAGCACCACUUGCAACACUCGGACCAGACUCCAGGCUAUCCAGACACAGAAAAGGGCACUGUCGAUCCUUCUCGUGUCGACUCGAGCAACUCGGAGGACGACGGCCACAAGCAUCGCUUCUCGCGCAAAUACUCGAGCUACAAGAUCUUCGUUCACAUCUUCAUCUGGCUUUUCUUCACAGCAUGGUGGAUUGCUGGUCUGGUCAUGCAUCGCGACGACCUCGGCUGGUUAAUACCCUUCCUCCUCUAUCUUGCAAUCACUCUGCGUCUCAUCUUCUUCUGGGUUCCCAUCUCCAUCAUCACCAAACCAAUGGCUUGGACUUGGAAUAACACCGUCGUCCGCGUCGUCGAUUUCAUUCCUGAAAAAUUCCGCAUCUGGUUGGCCGCCCUUGGUGCCAUCGGUGUCAUCCUGGUUGGUUCAUUUGUCUCGGAGGAAUCGGACGACAACACUCGCGGCAACCGCGCCAUUUCUCUCCUCGGUCUUGCUGUCAUGAUCGCCGUGCUGUGGGCUACUUCCCGAAAUCGUAGCAAGAUCAGGUGGCACACGGUUAUCGGAGGCAUGCUGACUCAGUUUAUUGUAGCCGUCUUUGUCCUUCGGACCAGGGCUGGUUACGACAUCUUCGAUUUCAUCUCCUUCUUGGCCCGACAACUUCUUGGAUUUGCCGAUCAGGGUGUAUCUUUCUUGACCGCUCCCAGCGUCAUUGAUCUUCACUGGUUUUUGACCGGCGUCGUGCCCCCCAUCAUCUUCUUCGUUGCCCUCGUCCAAGUUUUGUACUACAUCGGUCUCAUCCAAUGGUUCGUUGGCAAAUUCGCCGUCUUCUUCUUCUGGAGUUUGCGUGUCUCUGGCGCCGAAGCCGUCGUAGCUGCUGCGUCGCCUUUCAUCGGUCAGGGUGAAUCGGCCAUGCUGAUUCGACCUUUUGUGGCUCAUUUGACCUUGGCCGAAAUUCACCAAGUCAUGUGCUCGGGUUUCGCCACCAUCGCUGGUUCCGUCUUGGUUGCUUAUAUCGGUCUUGGCCUGAAUCCUCAGGCAUUGGUUUCCUCUUGUAUCAUGUCAAUUCCCGCCUCCUUGGCUGUGUCCAAGAUGCGAUGGCCCGAAACGGAAGAGACCAUCACCUCAGGACGAGUGGUGAUUCCGGACGAUGAUGAGCAUCGUGCCACUAAUGCUCUUCAUGCAUUUGCAAAUGGUGCCUGGCUCGGUAUCAAGAUUGCCGGUAUGAUUGUGGCCACCCUUCUUUGCAUUUUGGCCUUGAUCGGCCUGAUCAAUGGACUGCUCGGCUGGUGGGGAAGAUAUUACAAUAUUACCCAGGACGGCGGACCGUAUCUCACCUUGCAGCUCAUUCUCGGCUACAUCUGCUACCCCGUCGCAUUCUUGCUGGGUGUGCCCCGCAGUGACCUGCUCCGUGUGGGCCAAUUGAUUGGCGUCAAGGUCAUCGCCAACGAGUUUGUUGCAUACAACUCUUUGACCAGUGAGCAACAAUACAUUGACAUGAGCCCACGAUCCAAAUUGAUCGCCACCUAUGCUCUUUGCGGAUUUGGCAAUCUGGGUUCGCUUGGUACUCAAAUCGGUGUCCUGUCCCAAAUCUCUCCCUCUCGAUCCGGCGAUGUUUCUCGCGUUGCCCUGUCUGCUUUGUUUUCCGGGGUUCUGUCCACUCUGACAUCGGCCUCGGUUGCCGGUAUGUUGGUCACGGAUCAAGUUACUCUAGCUCAGGAGACAGCUUCUUGAGAGAUGAACAAGACCAUCCUAGACGACGUCAUGAACCUGUUAAAAGCACCAGCAAGUUCACUGCGCCCUGUUUGGAGUGCCAGCCUUGAGUGCGGUUACUCAAUUCGAUAUCCCGGCGUCUUGAGCAAUUGAUUUAUGUAUAUGUACGCCGUAUUGCCAAUGCAGCGUGCUUGCUGUACGGGCCUCUACACUUUCUAUACUUGUUCGAUGUUUGAUGACGUGCAUCGACAUGUGUUUUCUUCACUCCCAUCUUUGUCAAACAUGAACAUCAGUGCGGUGCUCCCAUUGCCAGAUUAGCCCUCCUUGCCUGAAAGAUUCUGUUUGUCC
Messenger RNA from Exophiala mesophila, 2850 nucleotides. RefSeq lists its product as uncharacterized. The transcript has 4 exons. The coding region runs from base 457 to 2523 and encodes 688 amino acids. Gene Ontology annotation, molecular function: nucleoside transmembrane transporter activity; symporter activity. The record is from RefSeq and is a predicted model, not a curated record. Gene Ontology annotation, cellular component: membrane. Lineage: Eukaryota; Fungi; Ascomycota; Eurotiomycetes; Chaetothyriales; Herpotrichiellaceae. Gene Ontology annotation, biological process: nucleoside transmembrane transport.